Molecule: messenger RNA, 2157 nt
Organism: Pneumocystis carinii B80
Lineage: Eukaryota; Fungi; Ascomycota; Pneumocystomycetes; Pneumocystales; Pneumocystaceae
Exons: 9
Coding region: 47-1963 (638 amino acids)
Biological process (GO): proteasome-mediated ubiquitin-dependent protein catabolic process
Cellular component (GO): GID complex
Molecular function (GO): protein binding
Source: RefSeq, a predicted model, not a curated record
AAAACUAAUUUUUAUGAAUAAUUAAUGAUAUAAUUAAAAACAAGAGAUGGAAAGAUUGCUCGAAGAUAUUUUAACGUCUAAAGGAGAACAACAAGUUAUAGCAUUACGUACACUUAAGAACAAAAUAAUUGGAUAUCCUGAAAGAAAGAAAUAUUUUAUAGAACAUCAAAUAUUAAAUAUUUUAAUUCAUAUUUUAUCGUCGCCAGAAACACUAGAAGAGUCGCAAAUUCAGGCGAUUUUUAUUCUUACGUCACUAGCACAAGUUGGUUAUAGUUUUACAUCUCAUAUAUGUCAAGCAGGAACAUUGCAUCAUCUUUUUAUGAUAUUUAUGACAAAAACUUCUUCGCCUAUAUUAAUUACGGCAUCACUUAAGGCAUUAGCAACAAUUCUAUCAUCUGCAUCUAUCGCAGAAACAAUUCCAGAGCCUGCAAUUUAUUAUUUUGUUAAAAUAUUAGCAAAAUGUUGUGAUAAGUCAUCAACAUCUUCUGAAUAUUUCCAGGCAUCUCUUGUAGCAUCUAUUAUAUCAGCAUGCGGAAAACUACCUUCUCAACAAAGUCAACUUGCAGAAUCAGGAAUUCUUGAUAUAUUAAUUGAAAUUGUUUCACUUUUUCAAGAUCGCUCAAAUCAAAAACCCCAGCAACAUUUUUAUACUACAAAACUUCUUGAUGCUGUACUUCAUGCACUAUCAUCUCUCACACAUAAUCAUGAUGCACAUGCUUCACAAGUUGCUGCAUCAUAUAGAUCAUCUACUUCUAAUAAUCCUAAUGAUGUUUAUCCUAUGAUUGCAAUUUUACUAAAACUUGCUAAAGAUCCGUGUAUUUCUAUUCGACUAGGUGCUUCUGGCUGUCUUGCAAACAUGUACAGAAGUGGUGCUAUUCCCAAAAAAUAUUCUAUUGAUUUGCAACUUAUUGUUAUUCCAAUUCUGAUUAGACUACUUGAUGAAUCGUACAAAAUCAAAGAACAUGCGCUUCUCAUUUUAGCGUAUUUGGUUACAGAUAGUGAUGAAAUGCAAGGGGCAGCUUGUGAUGCAGAUGUUAUAAGGAAAUUGUCCAAUAUUCUUCAUCAUGUAAAUAAUAACCUAUCUCCAGAAAUGGAUAAUACGAAUGAUAAAAUUAUUGAAGCAGUCUUAUUGGCUAUCGCAGCACUAACAUUGUUUAAAGAUGAUUAUAGAAAACAAGUAAUCAAUGCAAAAAUUGUUCCUCAUAUUGUUUCCGCUUUAUCUCAUCAAUCUCCUGAAGUACGUGUGGCAGCCUGUCAAUGUACAAGAAGUUUAUCUCGAAGUGUUUGUAUUCUCAGAAGCAAUUUAGUAGAUGCAGGAAUUACAGAUCCUUUAUUCGUAUUGUUAACUGAUAAAAAUCUGAAAGUUAAAACAGCAGCAUGUGCUGCUGUGUGUAAUUUAGUUUUAGACUUUUCCCCAAUGCGCUCGGCUAUUAUGGAAAAGGGUGCACUUAAAAUCAUGUGCGAACAUGCUAAAGACGAAAAUUCAGCACUGAGAUUAAAUGCAGUAUGGGCAUUAAAACAUAUUGUCUAUGCUGCAGAGACGAGUGUUAAAAAAAAUGUUUUAGAAGAAUUAGGCUAUAAUGUUCUUACAGAAUUAUGCAAUGAUCCUGAAAUUAGCGUUCAAGAACAAGCAUUAGAUGUUAUUAGGAAUGUCAUUUGUGGCCAGCAAGAGAAUAUUGAUAUACUAUUAAAUAAUAUUGGAGUUUCAAAAAUUUUAUCUAUUAUAAAAAAAAAGCUCUCUUCAAGCUUUACUGAAAUUAUAACUGCGGCAAUAUAUAUAUGUGUACAUAUUGCUUCAGGUAAUGAUGCACAUAGAAAUAUUAUUAUAGAACAAGAUGAAAUUUUACAAUCAAUUCUGAAGCAUAUAACACAUUCCAAUUUCGAAGUACGUCUAGGAUGUUUAUGGGUCUUAAUAAACCUCACAUGGGCAGAUGACAAUUCUGAUCAGAUAAGUAAUUCAUAAAUAUAUUGAUCUUAGUAAAACUUAUAUAACUAAGCUAUGAAACAACAACGAAAUCAAAUUUUAAAGAAUAUAGGUUUUUUAGAAAAAUUAAAACUUAUGCAAAAUGAUUCUUCUUCAGAUAUUCGCGAACGAGUCAAAACUGCAUUGUCUCAACUCGAAUAAAAAAUCAUAUUUUUAUAUUAUUUAUUUACAGA